Molecule: messenger RNA, 1895 nt
Organism: Phaethon lepturus (White-tailed tropicbird)
Lineage: Eukaryota; Metazoa; Chordata; Aves; Phaethontiformes; Phaethontidae
Product: serine/threonine-protein kinase ULK4-like
Exons: 18
Biological process (GO): protein phosphorylation
Molecular function (GO): ATP binding; protein kinase activity
Source: RefSeq, a predicted model, not a curated record
AUGGAGAACUUCAUUCUGUAUGAGGAGAUUGGAAGAGGAAAUAAGACAGUUGUUUAUAAAGGAAGAAAAAAGGGGACAAUUAAUUUUGUUGCCAUUCUUUGCACUGAUAAAUGCAAAAGAGCUGAAAUAACAAACUGGGUUCGUCUGACUCAUGAAAUCAGACACAAGAAUAUAGUGACUUUUCAUGCAUGGUAUGAAACAAGCAACCAUCUCUGGCUUGUAGUGGAAUUAUGCACAGGUGGUUCUCUAGAAUCUGUUAUUGCUCAAGAUGGUCAUCUACCUGAAGAUGUAGUGAGAGAAUUUGGUGUUGAUUUGAUUACUGGUUUAUACCAUAUUCAUAAGCUUGGAAUUAUCUUUUGUGAACUGACGCCUGGAAAGAUUCUGCUGGAAGGGCCUGGCACUUUGAAAUUCAGUAAUUUUUGCUUGGCUAAAGUGGAUGGUGAGAACUUGGAAGAAUUUUUUGCUUUAGUUGGAUCUGAAGAAGGAGAUGUCAGUGAAAGCACUCAGCAAAGAUACCUGAAAAAUAGAUUUCGAGGCUCUCCAUUAUACACAGCACCAGAAGCAAUAAAGGGAGAGGACUUCUCCAAAGCCAGUGAUCUGUGGUCCUUGGGAUGUUUACUUCAUGAAAUGUUCUCAGGAAGACCACCAUUCUUCUCAGACAGCUUAUCUGAAUUAAUUGAAAAGAUUUUAUAUGAAGAUCCAUUGCCACCUAGACCAGAGGGUUCUGCUUUUCACAAACCUUCUGCUGAGUUCAUUAAUUUGCUUGAUGGCUUGCUUCAAAAGGAUCCUCAGAAAAGGCUGAAUUGGACAGACCUAUUGCAGCAUCCAUUCUGGAAAGGAUCCCUUAGCCAUUGUGGUGGUGAUUCUGUAGACAGCCAAGGCACAAGCUCAAGCAGUGAAGACACAGUCUCAUCAGUGUUUUGGAGUGCCAAAGAGCCAGUGGAUACUCAUAAAAAUCUAGAUAACCUGUCAUCCUCAAGAGUAGAUAAUAAGCUACCAAGAAAUUCUUUCAAAAGAGAAACUCAGACUGAAUUGCGCCCCAGAAGUUCAGUUGAUGGUGAAUCAAAUGAAUCCAUGUUUCUUCUCAGUUCUCGUCCCACACCUAGAACAAGCACUGCAGUAGAAGUAAGUGAUGCUACUACUGCCCCAAUCCAAAAUUCUCCACAAAGAGACUCAUGUUUGAAAAAGGCUAAAAGUAUGUGCUCAAGUCAGCAGGAUAUGGAGUCAACAUUGAAAGAGCUCAUUUACACUGAAUCUGAUCUUAUCAUAACGCCAAUCAUUGACAAUCCAAAGAUAAUGAAGCAAGUACCAGUUAGAUUUGACUUGAAAACUUUACAUAUACCGACAUACUCAGCUGAGAAGUUAUCAUCUAUGAAAGACAUGGACUGGAACGACUUCUUGCAGCGAGUAUGUUCACUGCUUGAUUCCACUGAGAAGAAUACAGGAGCAGCACGUUCUAAACUGAACUUGCUCUACUACCUGUGUACUGUGGCUGUCCACAAGGAAAUUGCAAGCAGGUUAAUUAGCUCUCAGCUGUUUCCUGUGUUGAUACAGCAGCUGCGUGUAGCCGCCAACUGGGAUAUACGUGCCAAAGUUGCUCGAGUGAUUGGUUUACUGGCAUUACAUACUUCUGAACUUGGAGAAAAUGUACCUGUUUCUGAGGCAAUUAUACUUUUAACUGAACUCAUCAGAGAAAACUUCAGAAAUAGUAAAUUGAAACAAUGCCUUCUACCUGCACUUGGGGAGCUUCUUUACCUUAUAGCCAGUGAGGAGGAAAAAAGGGAGCACCCCAGAGAAUGCUGGGUUGUUCCCUCGGCUGCUUACACUGUGCUAAUGAGGUGUCUUCGGGAAGGGGUAAGACUCUUUCAUAAAGUCCUCAGUAGAAUUUUUCCACA